Molecule: messenger RNA, 3689 nt
Organism: Dermacentor andersoni
Lineage: Eukaryota; Metazoa; Arthropoda; Arachnida; Ixodida; Ixodidae
Product: major facilitator superfamily domain-containing protein 6-like
Cellular component (GO): membrane
Source: RefSeq, a predicted model, not a curated record
AGUACUUGACCCAGUGAUCCGGCAGAAUGACCACUGAUCUGGCAGCAAUUGCAGUUUGGCAAUGCGGGUGAUAUUUACAUAUACAAAUGCAGUUCCGUGUCACUUUUGCAAUGUUUCACGAUACGAUUACAAAGAACAACUCUUUGCGUUGACUCUCUUUGUCAGAGACGCAGCAGGCAAAGAUAUAACUCUUGCAACUUGCUCGUAGAAUAGCUUAAAGGGUCCCUCACCAGGUCACUUAGCAAAUCUCGGUUAUACGCUGGAAAUUGCUACGUGUCCUCUAGGGAGCGUUCUACGCAAGGCUUUUUUCAAAUUGGCUCACUAAAAGAAAAAAACAUUAAAUUAUGGGGUUUUACGUGCCAAAUUUAUUUUCUGAUUAUGAGGCACGCCGUAGUGGAGGACUCCGGAAACUUCGACCACCUGGGAUUCUUUAACGUGCACCUAAAUCUAAGUACCACGGCUGUUGUCGCAUUAAGCCCCCAUCGAAAUGCGGCCGCCGUGGCCGGGAUUCUAUCCCGCGACCUUGUGCUCAGCAGCCUAACACCACAGCAACUGAGCAACCACGGCGGGUUGCUCAUUAUUAGCAGAGAUCGAAAUAUUUCAGUGCCGCGAACCCACAAUUUCUGGAGGCGAGCGUCACCGCCAACAUAGACCCUCUCUCCACUUACCUCGUCUAGCAUCCGCAACCGAAAUUUCUUCCCAGCGUUCUCCCAUGCCGGAGCUGGAGGAUCGCGUGACGUAUGCGUUGCGGACUCCGUCUUCUCUCUCUCUCUCUCUCUUCCGUCUUUUCUUUUCUUUCUUCUUUUCUUUUCUUUUUUUUUUUCUUUUUUUUUUCCGCGCGCGAGGCGCACUUUUGCUGACGCUCUCACGCGCGAGCUGUUGUGCUUGGCUCGUUUCGCGCAGCGCUCCGAUUUUACGCGCUGUGCACGAGAACACCUGAGUAGCGAUAUAAGUCGGUGCUACACAAACACUGUGGCCGACGAAAGCGGAUCACAGAACAUGAUCGCGCGCUGGAACACGGUAGAAAAUGGCAUAGUUUUGCUCUCCGCGCGCGCGACUGCACGACUUGGGAACAAGCAGACGAGACAGAAGUACACCUCUCUUGCUACGGCACGAAGUAGAACAAAGACGCGCAGACAUUCGCUUCGUAGGUUUUAUUAUUUCUCUAAACUUUGAUUAGUCUAUUGAAGCAACAGAUCAACCAAACAACUGCUGUUGUUUUGAGUAAUUAUCAAGGUCACGUGUCACUGUGAGUGAAGUCACAGCACGGUGAACUACGCAGGCCCACUUGCGCGACUGACGUCGAAUCUCCGGCAGGUAGCGCGGCGUCCGCGAGAAGGGCGUAGGCCGUUUGGUUUGAAUGUCAGCUCUUCUCGCGCGCGUAGCUGUGUAAUACUUCGCAUGCACGGUCGUCAGCGCGCAUUGCAAGCACUGCGCUUGUCGGCUCGAAAUGGCCAGACCUGGUGGGGGGCCCUUCAAGGGCAAUCACGCAUUCUCUGUCGGAAAUAAUUGCACGCAGCUUUGACCUGUUCAGUUUCUUUAUCUUCAUAGGCGCCCUCGUGCAAACACACGUUGCUCGUUUUUUUUUCGUUUUUUUUUUAGGGAUGCUUUAUUAGCGGACGCUUUAUGCUCCCUUCUCUUCUAGGAAGUGGUUCGCUGUCCUUCGCACCUCAAGCGACCGACUGGACAACUACGUACGGAGCUAGCCGCAUGCCUUGCGGCUCGGGGGAAAGAGUGAACAUUAUGUUUCCAUCCAUCAAUCGAAGCCUGCUGCCCAUCAAAGCACACUACUUCCUCUACGUUGCAGCUCAAGCCUGCGUUCUUCCGUACCUGGCUGCGGUCGGUCGAAGCAAUGGGAUACCCGAGUCGAACAUCGCCUACAUAUUCGCCCUCAUUCCCAUCGGCGCCAUAUUCGUGAAGGUCAUCGGUGGCUACGUCGCGGACAAAACUCAGAACGUCACGGCCAUACUUCUCGUUCUCGUCGUGUCCCUGUUGACAUCUAACGGCAUGGUGUUCUUCAGCAAAAGUGUGCGGGACCCCCCGCUUCCUCCGCUGACGCGUCUCAACUGCCCGCUGACAAACUUGACUCUUGAAAACCCUUUCGUCAACUGCACAGAACUCGCGCCUCCUUGCAACCUCGCCUCUUGUUCUCACAAAGCAUCGACGGAGACGGACGUCCUCUUUGACGGUAACGUCUCAGCGGCGAGCGCGGACAAUAUGUGCUCGCUGCUGCGACCGAACGACACGACCUUAUUUCGUGCCUUCCCCGUCGAGGUGUGCCGGUUGAGCUGCCUGUGUUACGAGGCGGAAGACAACGCGGUCAACUACGGCGUCUACGUCGUGUUCGUCGCGAUCUCGUUCAUGACCGGUGCCAGCGUGUUCGUGCUCACGGACGCUGCCGUCUGCGAAAAGCUCGGUGACAGGGCGAACACCUUCGGCAAGCAGAGGAUUUGGGGAACCAUAAGCUGGGGCAUCCUGAGCCCCAUAGCGGGAAUCGCUAUAGACGCAGCAAAUGCAGCCACGAGUGGCCGCGCCGGGUACACCCCGGGCUUCUACAUUUUCGCCGUGCUUCUCUUGAUGGACAUGGUUGUGCUGCACUUCACGCCGCGCCUGAGAAUGGGCGCCCAGUCGUUGAGUUUCUUCAAGGACAUCAGGACCGUCUUCGGCGGUUGUGAGGUUAUGGUCUUCACCUUCUGGACGUGCUUCACCGGCGUGUUCUUCGGCGUGCAGGCCUCCUACAAUGCCUGGUUCCUGGAGGACAUCGGCGCGCCCAAGCUGGUCAUCGGUCUCGGUUUCUCCAUCAUGACACUGCUGGCCGAACUACCUAUCCUGUUCGUGGCUGACAAAAUUAUGAUUCGAAUCGGCUGCUUCUCGUCCUACUGCUUGUCUUUCGCCUCGUCUGCCGUAAAGUUGAUCGCUUACUCCUUCCUGAACAACCCCUGGUACGCCCUCAUCAUCGACGUCAUCGGCGGUGCGGCGUUUCCUCUAGCGUUAGCUUCCAUGACGGUCUUCGCAAGAGAAAACGCUCUCCAGGGCACGUCCGCGUCCGUGCUGUGCGCUCUCAACGCCUGCUUCGAAGGACUCGGUGUCGUCGCCGGCAACUUUAUCGGUGGAAUAUGUUUCGAAAAAGUCGGAGGCAAGCUGACCUACCAGUACCUCGGCAUCGCAGCGACCGUCUGCAUGAUCGGCUGCGGUCUCUCGGGAUUCAUCGUGCGGAAGCUGUAUCCAAAAGACUCACUUUGGAAAGCUACCGUUGAAGAGCCAACCGGCGCCUAGUUAAUGAUUUCCUAAAGCAACGAACGUAUCGAUACGCAUAUCCAUCUAUAAUAAAUUGAGCGAUGGCGCGCUGUUACGCCUACCGUUCUCCACAGACACCUCAUAAUAAAUGGACAAGAUCACAGAAAUAACAAGACUAUACACAUGCGUUCGUUUGGAUGUCUCGUUCAUUUGCGUUGUUGUCAUGCUGAAAAAAAUGCAAUAUCAAAUGGCCCAGGACAAUGCCCACAGAGUAUAGGCACUUCCCGUGCAUCAAUAGCAUAGUUAUCGCGCGACAUGAAAUAGACGCCGGAUGACGCGGCGCCGAAAAUACGUCGAAAAUACGCUUCUUGUGGUUGCGCUUUGACGUCACCGACGGCAGCGCAUGCAGAACCAAAGUACGUGUGGCAUGUUCAACUGCCUCCUGUUCAUGC